Messenger RNA from Trichoderma reesei QM6a, 981 nucleotides. RefSeq names its product glycosyltransferase family 25. The coding region runs from base 1 to 981 and encodes 326 amino acids. The transcript is spliced from 2 exons. The record is from RefSeq and is a predicted model, not a curated record. NCBI's taxonomy places the organism in Eukaryota, Fungi, Ascomycota, Sordariomycetes, Hypocreales, Hypocreaceae.
AUGGAGCUGGACUUCGGAAGAGUGGCCAAUAAGACGCUGGGAUUUGAAAAAGUCAUUGCCAUUGGCCUCCCGGAGCGGUCAGACAAAAGGGAUGCCUUGGAACUGAUGGCGUCGUUGACCGGCUUCGAUAUCGAAUGGGUGGAUGGUGUAAAGCCCUCUAGUAUCCCCAACAAGGCUGUGCCGUACGGCAUCGAUCCAGCGGCGAUUCGAGACAACUUCCUCGGGAGCUGGAGGGGCCACAUGAAUGCUAUCCGGCAAGUCGUCGAGCAGGAGAUUGGCUCAGCGCUCAUCAUCGAGGAUGACAUGGAUUGGGACAUCCACCUCAAAUCCCAACUUCAUGAUAUCGCACACGGCGCCCGUCAUAUACUGCGCGAGGCUUCGACGCUGCCUCACUCCCCCUACGGCGAUGGCUGGGACGUCCUGUGGCUGGGCCACUGCGGCGAGCCCUUUCCAGAGACGCUUCAAGAAAAUGCCGGGCUGCCGUUGGACGACAGGGCAGAAAUGUCGGCCAAAUACAUCAUCCACGACGAUGAGACGGUGCCGCCUUACAGCCAAGUAUCCAAGCUCGUGGACUGGUCACAGUAUCCGCCGCGUACGAGGAUCGUCCACACGUCUGCGGCGCCCAUCUGCACCUUUGCGUAUGCCGUUUCCCAAAGCGGAGCGAGAAAGAUCCUCUACGGACUCAGCGUGGAUGGCCUGCACAUGGCCUUUGAUAACUCCUUAGCACAGCUCUGCAGAGACGCCGUGUAUGGGCUGGGACGGAACCAGAGCAGCGGUCUCGACGUAAAGUGCCUCAGCGUCAACCCCACAAUCAUGUUCCAUCACAAAGCAAAGGGACCGGUAUCUGCCGGCAGCGACAUCCAGAAUGUUGGUGGCGACGGCAGUGUCCGUGACCAGGGCGUGACUGAAUCCAUUCGAUGGAGCAUGAGGCUGAAUCUGCGCAACAUACUGACCGGCAAAGAGCUGGAAUCGCAGUUUUAG